Prosopis cineraria is the source of this 1081-nucleotide messenger RNA. RefSeq names its product TPD1 protein homolog 1-like. The transcript has 3 exons. The record is from RefSeq and is a predicted model, not a curated record. Gene Ontology annotation, biological process: cell fate determination. The coding region runs from base 182 to 703 and encodes 173 amino acids. Lineage: Eukaryota; Viridiplantae; Streptophyta; Magnoliopsida; Fabales; Fabaceae.
ACUUAGUUAAGAAGCGAAAAACCUCACUCUUGGCCAAGUGUUAUCCUCGGAUAGUGUCAUCCGUAUUUAACAGGACUCCUUCACGAAUAUCUGUGUUUCUAUCUUCUUUUUAUUUUUUAUUUUUCUCUGGGCGCUAUCGUGGUUAGUAUCACUCGACAGUCUCGUUUUGCUUGUGCUAGCAAUGGAAGAGCGUUCGAUUGCAGGGAUCGUUGCCGUGGCAGCAUCGUCGUUAAUGUUUCUGGGACUGCUCGCAUAUUUGGCCGAUAUGAGUGGUAUAACAACCACCUGGAUUGGUAUACAGGAAGAAGCGGCACCUAACAUCACACACUCCGCUCAUCGUAAACUUCUCGGAGGGAGUGAAAGGAAGGAGGCGGACAGGAUGUGGGGGGACCAGAAAUGCAGGAAGGGAGAUAUAGUGAUAAGGCAGGGGGCGACGUCGCCGCUGGCGAGUGGGAUUCCGACGUACACGGUGGAAGUGAGCAACAUGUGCGGGAGCGGGUGCGAUAUCUCCGGCAUCCACGUCAGCUGCGGGUGGUUCAGCUCGGCGCGACUGAUAAACCCCAAGGUGUUCAAGCGUCUUGGCUACAAUGACUGCCUCCUCAACGACGGCAAGGCAUUGGCCGUCGGCGCUAAUCUGUCCUUUCAGUACGCCAAUACCUUCCUUUAUCCUCUCGCCGUUUCAUCCGUCUCCUGCCCUCCGUGAUUACCACUUUACCCUCCUUCCAUUUUUCUACUCUCUUGGGUUUCUCUUGUGAAUAUAAAACGUGAUUGAUAGAUAAAUCACACAGAGCUGUAUGUGCUUUCAUAGGGACGUGUCCUAUUUUGAUUGAUUGCUUAAUUAGGAUGGUAUCUGAUUCCAUUUUCUAGUUAAUUAGUUAGCUUCAUGAUACUAUCAGUUGCGUCAGACAACUACCACUAAUACAAGAAUAUGUAUAAUGUAUUGCUUCUCUCACGAGUUAGAAUAAUAGAGCGGCAUUUUUCAUAUUGUAAAUUUAACGCGACUGGCAAGUUUGUAGAAGGGGUGGUAUUUAAUUUUGGAAGUGUGCGAGGAGAUUCGCCACUGUGUCUCCUAGUCCAUGAA